This is a messenger RNA of Notodromas monacha, 1318 nucleotides long. The record is from the annotation of a GenBank genome assembly. Lineage: Eukaryota; Metazoa; Arthropoda; Ostracoda; Podocopida; Cyprididae.
AUGACUCACCGAACCGGUACACUACGUCAUACCAGCCUCGAGCUGACGGAAAUCCAAGACCCUGAGCACAGCGACUUCCUCAAGAUCCGGAAGAUGCUGAUUGCGACGCACAUGCAGGACCUGAAGGAAGUCACCCACGAUAUUCUCUACGAGCAAUUCAGCGUGCUUCGUAUGCAUUUUCCUCCGUCUCCUCUCACAUUUGGCAACAAACCAAAGCUUCCGGUGCCGAUUCCGAAUGCUCUCAAGUUGCAAAGCACAUCACUGGAUUCAGGUCGAGCAACGCCGGACGUUGCUCUGCGUCAGAAGGAAGAGGAUGAGAUUCGGAAGAUGCAAGAGAUGCUGGCUAAAAUGCAGGAACAACACUGAGGAUGGCCGGAAAAGAUCCAAGCCUGACAGCAAUCUGCAUCGUCACCGUCCGGGUCAAGGUUCUCCCGAUCUUCGGUAGACUGCGACAGCGUAAUUAAUGUUUAAAAUUUCAAAUAGUUUUUUUUCUGUACGAGGAUCCGAAUUAUUUAUUUACCAUACAUCAGAACACACAAGGAACAAAAGAAACGGAUCACGAAACUAUAGUCCUAUAGAAAUUCUGUACCAUCAUAGAGCUUCAUCGCGUGCAUCAUUGUGAUGAAACGAGAAAAUAUUAAGGAUUUCUCGAACGUAUGACGAAUCACUUGAACAUCAAAUUAUUGCAAUAUAUGUUUGAUUUACGGCUACAUAUUAUUGUUUUAAACAUAUCUUUGAUUUAUUCUUCAAGUUCCAUCUUAAGAAGAAACAAAUAAAAAAUGAAUUGUGGCAAUGUCAUGAGAAAAAUCCCGGGCUAAAUUAAUUGAAGGAUAAUGUCUCGAAAAAUUAAAUUCUGCAGUAUUUUAUGUUUCGAAGGUUGACCUUGACCACCUCUUAGCGCAAAAGCAGGACUCUCAUAUAUGAAUGAUGAUUGUCAAUUGGUUGUAUUGGGAGACAUUUCCAGCGAUACAAUGGAACAAAAUUGGGUAGAUCACCGUUUAUAAUGAGGUUUUAUACACGUGGAUCGGCAUUUUUCAGGUGACUUUCCGAACGUUUGAGAAAUCCUCCGUUCAAAUGUGCGGUAUGUUUAAGUCGAGGUGCGUUGAUGGUAGAAUUUCUAUAGGAAUAUAGUUUCGUGAUCCGUUUCUUUAGUAUAGUUCCUUGCGUACUUUGAUUUAUGGUAAAUGAAUAAUUCGGAUCCUCGUAGAGUGCUUUGCGUUCUAAACUUUUACAAGUACGUGUACCAAAGUAUUAAAUUGUGUGUGGUCCUCCGCUAUAUAUAUUCAUUCCUUCUCGCUGCUCUGCAUUUCCUUGUGCC